Molecule: messenger RNA, 2958 nt
Organism: Fonticula alba
Lineage: Eukaryota; Rotosphaerida; Fonticulaceae
Exons: 5
Coding region: 124-2730 (868 amino acids)
Biological process (GO): protein folding
Cellular component (GO): nucleus; cytosol
Molecular function (GO): ATP binding; ATP-dependent protein folding chaperone
Source: RefSeq, a predicted model, not a curated record
GCGGAAUCCCUCUCUCCCCCACCCUCUCCCCUCUCCCUCUCAGAAGAACUCACCGCUUCUGAUUCUCCGCCACGCCGAAGGCCUUCCUCCUCCAUCCCUCUCCUUCCCCCACCCAGUGCAAGCAUGGCGUGCGGUGAAGGGGCGUGGUGCCAGGCGCUUUCCACCGUGAAGACCUCGAUCCAGGGAUUCCUGGCGAGCCAGCGCGUGAACAGCCUCGACACCCUGCUGGCCAAUCCGCUCUUCCUUGCCCUUGUCGGCUCGCUAGUUGGGCUGCUCUUCACUCUCUGGCAUCGACGCCAGGCAGCAGCGGGAAGCGGAUUCCCCUCCUUCCGGUUCUCGGCCAAUGCCAAUGACGAUCCGCUUGCCAGUCGCGACCCGUCUCUGACUGCCCAUAACAGAAUGGCUGCCGUUGGUGUUGAUCUUGGUACCUACAAGACCGUCAUUGCCGCCGCGCGUAACCGCGGCAUUGACAUCCUGGUCAAUGAGGUCUCCAACCGCUUUACUCCCACCCUCGUCGGUUUCACCCCGACCAACCGUGUCCUCGGUGAGACCGCCAAGGCUGGUGAGGUGAUGAACGCCAAGAACACCGUCGGCAACAUGAAGCACCUGAUCGGUCGUUCUUUCAACGAUCCCGCCGUCCAGGCCGAGGCCGAGCACGUCACCUGCAACCUGGUCGAGAUGCCGGACGGCUCUCCCGGCGCGUCGGUCAGCUUCCUCGGCGAGCAGACCGAGUUCGACUUCACCCAGCUCCAGGCCAUGCUGCUUACCAAGGUCAAGCAGACCGCCGAGGCCGAGCUGAAGAACUCGGUCGAGCUGGUCUGCCUCACCGUGCCGGCUCACUACACCUUCCGUCAGCGCAUUGCCCUGAACAAUGCGGCCUCCAUCGCCGGGCUGAAGGUUGCCCGCCUGAUGAGCGAGCCCGCCGCCUGUGCCCUGCUCUACGGUAUCACCCGCAAGGGUGAGCUCCCCGAGGAGACCGAGGCCCCGCGCUAUGUUGUCUUCGCCGACAUGGGCCACACCGCCUUCACCGUGUCCGUGGUGAAGUUCACCCAGAAGGAGGCCUCCAUCAUCGGCAUGGCCACCACCACCGCCAUCGGCGGGCGCUUCUUCGAUAGCCUGCUGGUCCGCCACUUUGCGGCCAUCGUCCAGGAGAAGCACAAGUACGACAUCUUCGAGAACAAGAAGGCCAUCCUGCGCCUGACCGUGGCUUGCGAGCGCCUGAAGAAGAUCCUUUCUUCCAACCCGAUCGGUGCCCUGAACGUCGAGUGCCUCACCGACACCAUCGACCUGAGCGCCAUGCUCAAGCGCGAGGAGUUCGAGGCCAUGAUUGGCUCCCAGAUUGCCGUCGUCCACGAGACCAUCGCCGCCGCCCUGGCCCAGGCCAAGAUCACCAAGGCCGAGGUCAACUUCGUCGAGCAGGUCGGCGGGUCCAUCCGUGUGCCCAUCGUCAAGGAGCACGUCCAGAACUUCUUCGGCAGCGAGGUCACCUUCUCGGCCACCCUGAACUUCGAUGAGGCCGCUGCCCGUGGUGCCGCCUUCCAGUGCGCCAUGCAGUCCCCGAUGUUCAGCGUCCGUGAUUAUGUCGUCCGCCAGACCGUCAGCCAUGACAUCGCCCUGCGCUGGACCAACCCCGCUGGCGAGGAGAUGACCCGUGUGGUGCUCACCGCCGGCGAGCAGUUCCUCGGCAAGAAGCGCUCCAUUGCCUUUGACCCGGCCCUGGGCUCGCGUGUGUCUGCCAUCUACGCCAACCCGGCCCAGCUCCCCCACCAGACCCCGGAGGAGAUUGCCCACUUCAUCACCCCGGCCGAGCCGCUGAAGGAGGGCACCGAGUUCAACCAGCUGGAGGUCCUGUCCCACAUCAACCUCGAUGGUGUCUUCGAGUUCACCAAGUUCUACGUCCGCCACACCGUCCCGGCCGCCGAGCCGGCCGAGGGCGAGGAGGCCCCCGCCGGCCCGACCACCGUUCGCGAUGCCAUCACCCUGCCCGUGGUGUACACCUUCCCCUCGCUGUCGGCCGAGCAGCUGAACCUCCUGCGCGAGCGCGAGAACGAGAUGAUCGCCGAGGACAAGCUUGUUUUCGACACCCUCGAGCGCAAGAACUCCCUGGAGGAGUUCAUCUACCGCAUGCGUGACCUGCUGGACACCACCCUGGCCGAGUAUGUGGCCGAGGCCGACAUGGAGGCCUACAAGACCCUCCUGCGUGACACCGAGGAUUGGCUGUACGGCGAGGGUGAGAACGUCUCCAAGAGCGUCUACGAGGCCCGCCUGAGCGAGGUCCGUGUGCUCGGCGACGCGGCUCAGUACCGCUUCGACCAGGCCGAGGCCCUGGAGGAGGCCAAGAAGAAGUUCCAGGCCGGUGUCACCUCCAUCGUCGAGCUGACCCGCACCCAGGAGGAGCGCUAUGAGCACAUCGACGCCGAGGCCCGUGAGGCGGUCAUGUCCGCCGCCACCGCCGCCCUGGCCGACAUGACUUCUCGCAUCCUGGCCCAGCAGGCGGCUCCCAAGCAUGCCCACCCGACCCUCCUGUCGGAGAAUGUCGACGCGGCCCUGCGUCAGCUCCAGCUCCUGGCCAACAGCACCUUCUCCAAGCCCAAGCCCAAGCCCGUUGAGCCGGAGCCGGCCGCCGCCGCUCCCGAGGGUGCGGAGGCCGCCCCCCCGACCACCGACUCCCCCAUGGAGACCACCGACGAGGGUUCCUCCGCCCCGGCCACCGACAUGGACAUCGACUAAGGUCAGAUUCAAAGCCAGGGUCAGAGAUCGGCAGGGAGAAAGAGGAGGAGGGGGUCCUCCGGCUGAGCGACAAAAAGAGUGCGACGACCCCCAAGAGGGGGGCUCUUUCUCUUUCCAGUGCCUUGCACCGGAAGGGGAGGAUAAAAAAGGACCACAGGCGGGGAGAGGAAGGCGAAUGUGUGCCGUCCUCUCCCCGUGGCCUGGCACUUUUCUCUCUCUCUCUCUCUC